AUGGAACGGGCUAACGAAUUUGACAGAAAGAAGGGGUGGAAUGCAAAGCAGGUAGAGCCAACCACACUUUUCAAUGAAGUCGCAACCAAAUUCGGCGGAGAAAGCAAACUUGCUUCCAACAAAACGAUCGCAUUGGCUAGGCCUGAGCCUGUGAUCUAUGGGGACGAACAGCUGGCAAAAAACAGCAAAGCCAACAAGAACAAGCUGAGAAAACUGCCUAAGACAAAUGGCUUCCGUCUGAUUCAAGAUGCCGGUCAGACCGCAACUCUAAUAUCUGGAAAGGAUGGCCGAAUCUACAUGACCAACAACUCGGCGGAGUACGAUAUCAGUGCACCGUGGGGUGGUCUACAGGUUGAUAAGAAUAUCUUCAGCUACGACGUUUUCGGACGUCUCAUCUGGUUCAACGCCGCAAGAAUCACUUCAAAGAAAAGCGAACAGAGCAGCGGGUCUCUAGAUUCUUUACUUGAUGUGAAUUCUUACCUUAACAUGGUAGAUCUAGGUGUCUCCGCAGCUGAAAGUAUGCCCAAAGGAGCCAAAGCUGCGUAA
Messenger RNA from Penicillium taxi, 546 nucleotides. RefSeq lists its product as uncharacterized. The transcript has a single exon. Lineage: Eukaryota; Fungi; Ascomycota; Eurotiomycetes; Eurotiales; Aspergillaceae. The record is from RefSeq and is a predicted model, not a curated record. Bases 1 to 546 code for a protein of 181 amino acids.